Molecule: messenger RNA, 1381 nt
Organism: Phanerochaete carnosa HHB-10118-sp
Lineage: Eukaryota; Fungi; Basidiomycota; Agaricomycetes; Polyporales; Phanerochaetaceae
Exons: 5
Coding region: 5-1303 (432 amino acids)
Biological process (GO): mitochondrial respiratory chain complex IV assembly; protein insertion into mitochondrial inner membrane from matrix
Cellular component (GO): mitochondrial inner membrane
Molecular function (GO): membrane insertase activity
Source: RefSeq, a predicted model, not a curated record
UAAUAUGAUUCUGCGGGGCGCGUAUUGUGCUGGAGGUAGGGCAAGUGUUCUUGGUGCGGGCGCAAGGUUACCCCGUCAUUUCGCGUCCAGCUCCCAAGUUAGACUGCUGUCACUCGGAGGCGUGCAACGUGCAACACCAUCAACGGCUCGGAAGAGCCCGUAUGCUUUACCUGGCGGUUCUCGCAACUUCUGGUGGUCAUCCUCAAAAGUCUCCACCGCUGAGCCUUCAGCUGCUACGUCCCCGGAGUCUCCUGUAUUGGCGCAGGACAGCGCAGGUGCUGUCGCAGUCACCGAGCAAUCACCCGCGGAGGCCGCUCAGCUCUUGGAGUCGACGAACGCGCUUGACACUGCACCCAUCAUUGACACCACGCCCGUAGCGGAAAUUGUCCAAGAUACCAUUGCAACACCUCUGUCAAGCAGUGCUCUUGACACAGUUGCCCAAAUCACGCCACUACAAUAUGGCGAUCUUGCUGCCAUGGGUCUGGCUAGCUGGUCACCGGCUGGACUGUGCCAGUGGUUUCUGGAGGUUUCCCAGGUUGCUAGCGGCCUACCGUGGUUCUGGACGAUUGUCGGCGCGACCGUAGUUUCACGUCUCAUCGUUUUCCCUUUCGCCGUGAAGAGUAUCCGGAACGCAGCACGUAUGGCGCCGCACCAGGCCGAGUUCGAGAAGCUUAGGGAGGAAAUCAACAAGGCACGCAUCUCGAAGGACAUGGUUGAGAUGCAGCGCGCUGUCAUGAAGCAGCAGAUGCUCUACAAAAAGAUCGGGGUCUCUCUCCCUGGCAUGGUCCUUCCGCCGUUCGCCCAGAUUCCUGUCACCCUUGGCAUGUUCUUCGGUGUCAAAAAGAUGUGCGACCUGCCCGUGCCCCAGCUCAAGCAAAGCGGCGUCGACUUCUGGCAGGACUUGACUGUACCCGACCCUAUGUAUGUCCUUCCCGCGCUCGCAACAGCAGGUAUGAACGUUGGUCUUACGCUCGGUAUGCGUGACAUGGCUGCCGCAGAGCACACACCACAUCUGAUAAAUGGUCUCCGCGUUCUGUCCACUGUCGGUCUCCUCUUCAUGGUGAACCUGCCUGCUGGCGUUCUGGUUCACAUCUUGACCGGAACCGUCUGCAUGUCAUUGCAAAGCACGAUUCUUCGGCUGCCCGCUGUGCGUAGCGCGCUAGACAUCCCCCAACGCCCAGCGAACUUUGGCGUUCAGUCCACCAGCAUGGUGGACACAUGGCGGUACAUUCAGAAGUGGUGGGCAAAGAAAAGGGAGGAUGCCAUCCUCGAAGCUCACGUGAAGGCGCAGCGGCGGCGGUAAAGUUUGUUAGAAGUCGUCUCCCCCUUUCGCGUACGUGCUUAGAGUACCAUCGUAUGUCGAAUAAUCGAGAUAUAUCUC